Molecule: messenger RNA, 2835 nt
Organism: Funneliformis geosporum
Lineage: Eukaryota; Fungi; Glomeromycota; Glomeromycetes; Glomerales; Glomeraceae
Source: the annotation of a GenBank genome assembly
AUGUGGUCCAAUGAUGAAGGGAAUACAGAUUUGGACUCAAUAAUUUGCGGAAUGUAUUUCUCAGCGUAUGAUCAAGUCAUUUGUAUAGCAUUUCAUAAUGGUGAUAUUGUCAUCGUUCAUUCGUCACAGCAGGCAGAACUUGUCGGAUCGAUCGAAUCAAAGAUUCAAAGCAUGGAAUGGAGUCCGGAUGAAGAAUUAGUAACCUUUGUUACAGGAAAUGAUACAAUCUUGGUGAUGACAAAAGAUUUUGAUGUGAUAACGGAAUUCCCGAUUAAUGUGGAUGAGGCUGGAGAAGCUGUUAGCAUAAGUGUUGGAUGGGGAAAAAAGGAAACACAAUUUCAUGGAUCAGUAGGAAAAUCUGCCGCGCAAAAUAAGGUUGAUGUUUCUGGUUUUACUCUAUCUCCAGAUGAUGAUUUAAAACCGCGUAUAUCGUGGAUUGGAGAUGGCAGCAUGUUCUGUUGUUCAAUUAUUGAUCCUAAUAAAGGACUUCGAGUUAUUCGAGUAUAUAACCGGGAAGGUUUAUUACAAUAUACUAGUGAACCUGUUGAUAAACUUGAACACGUAUUAUCAUGGAGGCCAUCAGGAAAUUUGAUUACUUCAAGUCAGAAGUUAGCAGAUAAGCAUGAAAUCAUUUUCUUUGAAAAAAAUGGUCUAAGGCAUGGAGAAUUUAUGUUACGUGAAACAUUUGCUCAUAAAAUUAUUGAAAUCGUGUGGAAUUGUGAUUCUUCAGUUUUAGCUAUAUGGAUGGAAAAAAAUAUAUCAGAUAAUGAACAUUCGACGUGUGUACAAUUGUGGAAUAUGAAUAAUUAUCAUUGGUAUUUGAAACAGGAAAUCCAAAGUCAAUCUGAUGUUAGAAUAACUAGUGUCUCUUGGGAUCCCGAAAAAGCGCUCCGACUACAUUAUACCACCACAAAUGAAUAUCAUUGUCUAGAUUUUUGUUGGGAAGUUUUCAGUGCAAAUACGAUAUCAGACCAAAAUGCUGCUUCUAUUGCAGUUAUCGAUGGGACUUUAGCAACUGUCAAAAAUUCCUUGAAUCAUCAAAAUCUCAUGUUCCAUUUAAUUAAUGUCUCCGUGAAUCUUACACCAUUCAGAGUGAUGAAUGUGCCGCCACCAAUGUUUGCAUUCUCUGUACAACUUUCAAAUCCUGCAUCUUGUGUGACAUUUUCACCAAAUAAUGGAGGCAAUGAUUUUGCUGUGCUUGAAUCUAACCAACAGAUUACAUUAUUUGAAUGGAGUGGAGCACUAGAGAGACCUAUUAAAGCUCCAACAAUUAUAGAAUCUAUUCAAAUUGAAGAUCCAAACCAUGACCGAAGGAUAAUGAGACAAAUUAUAUGGUUUAAUCGAUCGGUUAUAUUUUUUUUACAUUCUUCCAAAGAGCUCAAUCAUUAUGAUAACUUGGUUGCGAUUUAUUUGACUUAUGAUGAGAAUGGAAAAGCAAAAUGUGUAUCAUAUGAAAAUUUUAAUCUUAAACAAAACGUUCUAAAAUUAAACUUUAAUCCAAAUAACAAAGAAUUGUGGUUUGAAAGUAUUCAUGGGAAAAUUUUUAAAGUUGAAAUAUAUAUGGAUCGAAUCGAAAAGUUUAUCGAAAACAUUAAUUAUAAAGAAGAAAAGAUCAAAAUACAAGAUGAUGUUUUUAUUCAAUUUCCUGAAGUAUGUCACUGGAUUUCUUCAACUCGGAUCGGAAGAGAAAGGACUGAGAAUGUAAUAAUUGGAUUAAGUGAAAAUAACAAGUUAUAUGGAAAUCAUAUGCUAAUAUCAGCAGAAUGCACGUCAUUUUUCGUACAUAAUACUUUACUUUUAUUCACUACCCUAAGUAAUGUUAUCAAAUUUUUACCACUUCAAGCUAACUUAUCAGUGGAAAGAGGAUCAAAGAUAAUUUGUGCUGUCUAUUUUGAUGUCUUUCUUUUAUUGCAGAUGCCUAGAGGAAAUUUGGAAACCGUUCAUCCUCGAGUUUUAGUCUUGGCUUCAGUACGCGAAUCGUUAGAUCGAUUUGAUUACCUCUCAGCUUAUAUGACUUGCAGAAAACAUAGAAUUGAUUUAAAUAUUUUAUAUGAUCAUGACCCUAAAUCAUUCUUGAAUAAUGUUGAAUUAUUUGUUAACCAAGUCGAAAAGGUUGAAUAUUUAAAUUUAUUUUUAUCAAGUUUAAGAAAUGAGGACGUGGUUAUAACUAUGUAUCCUAAAGUUAUUUUAGACCCAAAAUAUGGGUCGUCCGAUAAUAAUACGAAUAAUACGGGAAUGCAAGAUGUGUCAACAAAAGUUAAUAGUGUAUGUGAUGCUGUUCGUGGAAUUUUAGAAUCCAAGAACUCUACAAAAUAUCUUCAAUCAAUAAUAACAACUUUUGUCAAAAAAUCACCACCAGAAUUAGAAUCUGCAUUAAGUUACUUGGCCAAAUUAAAAGAUAUAAAUAUUGCAGAGGAUGCUGUAAAAUAUGCAAUAUUUUUAGUAGACGCAGAUAAACUAUUUGAUAUUGCAUUGGGAAUGUAUGACUUUAGUUUGGUACUUCUAGUUGCUCAACAAUCCCAAAAGGAUCCAAGAGAAUAUUUAUCAUUUUUGGCCGAACUUGAAAAUUAUCCAAAGUAUUAUCAAAGAUUUAAGAUCGAUCAUCAUCUUAAUAGAUAUGAAAAGGCUUUAAAUAAUUUAAGUUUAGCAGGCGAUGAAUAUUUUGAUCAAUGUUUGAAAUAUCUUCAAGAGCAUCAACUCUAUAAGCCAGCUAUUUCUCUCUUUGCUAAUAAUAAUGAGAAAUAUAAAAAAGUUAUGGUCAUUUAUGGAGACUAUCUUAUUUCCGAGUCUAAUUUCAAAGAAGCUGGAUUAGGUACGAGAGUCGAGUUUUCUUAG